GCUGCAGACCUGCACUCUCAUCUGGAUCCGUUCUGGAGGAGCAGACAUGAACCAGAGCGCAGGAGCCGUGCAGCACACCCGGAGGUUCUCCGCGGAUGAAAAGGACAUCGGACCCAUUGGGCCCGACAGGAACUGGAAGGGGAUCGGCAUCUCGCUGCUGGUCAUCGCGAUCAUUCUCUCUUUCAUUGGACUCUCCAUUGUUCUGCUUUCUAAAGGUGGUCCAGGGAACACGUCUGGCUCACCGCUGACUCUGGAUGAUCUCUUCCAGAGGAACUUUCAGAUCCAUGACCCGGAAGCAAAGUGGAUCAGCGCGGAGGAGGUCCUGUUCCGGAGCGGGGACGGAGACGUCUUCAAGGUCAACGUGGAGGACAACCAGACGGAGCUGCUGCUGAAGAACACAACCUUUGCAACCUUUAAGGCAACCAAGUUUGCAGUUUCUCCAGACAAGAACUUUGUUCUCCUGGGAUAUGAUGUCCAGCAGGUCUACAAGCAUUCCUUCCUGGCCUCCUACCUGAUCUACAACCUGCUGACCAGAGAGGUGCGGGAGCUCAACCCUCCGGAGGUGUCCGACUCCGUCCUGCAGUUCGCCUCGUGGGGCGUUCAGGGCCAGCAGCUGAUUUACAUAUUUGAGAAUAACAUCUACUACCAGACGCACACCCAGAGCAGCUCCUGGAGGCUGACCUCCUCGGGACAGGAGGGCGUGGUCUUCAACGGCAUCGCUGAUUGGCUGUAUGAGGAGCAGGUGCUGGGCUCCCAGGUGACCCACUGGUGGGCCCCUGAUGGCUCCAGGCUGGCCUACCUCACCAUCAACGACUCCCUGGUGCCCACCAUGCUUCUGCCUCGUUUCACCGGCGCUCUCUACCCCAGAGGGACGGAGUACCCCUACCCCAAGAUGGGACAGACCAAUCCCAGCGUGGACCUCCAUGUCGUGUCUCUAGACGGCAGCUCCUCCACCACCCAGCUCAGGCCUCCUGACAGCCUGGAGAGCGACUUCUACAUCACCAUGGUGAAGUGGGUGACCCGGCAGAACCUCAGCGUCCGUUGGGUGAACCGAGCUCAGAACCUGUCCAUCCUUUCUCUGUGUGACGUCUCCACAGGCGUCUGUGUGAAGAAACACGUGAUGACGUCAGAGGCGUGGCUGGACCGGCAGAACCAGGAGCCGCUGUUCUCCAGGGACUGCACCACCUUCUUCAUCAGCGCCGCCCUGCUGGACGGGGGCGGAGCCUUCAGCCACGUGGCCAUGGUCUCCCUCCAGGCUGAUGGAGAACAGGGCGCCGUGCAGCAGCUCACCUCCGGAGGCUGGGAGGUGUCCAGACUGCUGGGCUGGGAUGAGAGCAGCAGAUCAGUGUAUUUCCUGAGUACAGAGGAAGGAACGGCUCAGCAGCACCUGUACAGGCUCUCAGCGGUGGAGCCUUUCCACAGAGAGUGCCUCAGUUGCUCUCUUUUCCAACCCAACUGCAGCUUCUACGACGCCGUCCUCAGUCCAGACCACCGACACGUUCUCCUCAGCUGCAGAGGUCCUGGAAUACCGCAGACUUCCCUCCACAGGCUGCAGGACAUGAGCACAGGGUACACCAUCCUGGACAGAAACACAGAGUUAAGGCGAGCUCUGACCAACAGAACCGUACCGAGGAGGGACCGGAGAACCGUGCAAAUAAACCGUUCUGGACUUCGCCUGGAGUUGGUGGUUCCUAUAGACCUGGAUGAAACAACGGAGCACCCGCUGUUACUCCUCCUAGACAGCGCCCCCGGUGGCCAGGCGGUUAGUGGGCGUUUCUCUCUCGGCUGGGAGUCUGUGCUCGUCAGUUCUGACCGAGUAGUUGUGGCCCGUCUGGACGGGAGAGGCAGCAGCUUCCAGGGUCAGAAGAUCCUGCAGGCGGUCCACCAGAACCUGGGCAGAGUGGACGUCCAGGACCAGAUCACAGCGCUGGAGCACCUGAUUAAGCUUCCCUACAUUGAUGGCAGCAGAGUCGGAGUCUAUGGAAAGGCAUAUGGAGGAUUUUUGUCCUCCCUCCUGCUCCUGUCCCACAGUUCAGUGAUUAAAUGCGGCGUUGCUGUGGCUCCAGUGACCAACUGGAGACUUUAUGGUUCUGCCGGCUCUGAGAAGUUCUUUGGCUUUCCUGUAACAGAGGAUGACGCCUACAAGAUUUCCAGUCUUCUCCGGGACGCCACAGAUCCGGGUCCACAGGACUUCCUGAUCAUCCACGGCACCGCAGACGCCACCGUUCACUUCCAGCAUUCUGCAGAGUUGGUCCAGCUCCUGUCAGCAUUAAACAUUAACUACACACUUCAGAUUUUCCCGGACGAAGGGCACGAUAUCAUCAGCAUAAAGAGUCAGCGCUACAUGCAGAACUCGGUGCUGAGCUUCUUCAGGCGCUGCUUUGAGGAGGAGACGGCCGUCGUCAUGGAAACGUCCAAAGAAGAUGACUGAGGAGGCGUCCAUGUUUCCCUAAAGGGCUGCUCUCUUUACAUCCCUUCUGUCAUGAUCUCACUCAAACACACCUACCGUAGGGAAGAUUAGCGCUCCAUUUUAGCACAAAUAACCAAAUGUGAACUUUUUACAGACGGCCGUCAUCCUGUGAGCAUAAUGUCUGCUGACGAGACAAAAUCCACUGAAUUUCACCACAAUUAGAGGACAUGACCACCGUACAGCUGCUGCAGGUGCCUUUACUUCACUAAAGUUAUUAUUAUUUAUUGCUGGGACAUGAAGAAUCUGAACAUUUUAAAUCUGUGUGACAUAUUAUCAGGCGUGAGAUUACACAGAGGAGAAGUCAGAGAAAAGGAAGUUCCUGCUUUGGUUUUAAUGCCAUCAAACUGACUUUAUUUAAGAUGUAGACGCACCCAUCAGGCCUUUUCUGACCAAUUUACAGCUUUCUAUGAGGUCUCAGCUGCUGCUUUAGACUUUUUUCCCUUGAAGAUGAAAAAACGUGUUGCUGAAAAUGGAGAAAUUACGAGAUUAUCCUGGUUUAUGGAUCAAAUCUGUCCCUAACCUUUGUCUGAUUUCUGUGAAGCUCAGAAAAGGUCUUUCCUGCUGGUGGAUGUCUUCACAGACAAAUACUGUGGGAGUCCUUAGCUUUGAUGCGUUUAACUUUUUCUUUUAAAUCAGAUUAUUUUUCACCAGUCUAAACCCAUCUUUGGCCAUUUAUCAGUCCGGCUCUCGUAUGAUCAGACUGUUUGACAUUUGAUUAUAAUCUGAGGUGAUUCCUUGAAGCAUCAUUAAUGCUGUGUUUUAAUCAUGAAAUCCUGUAAUGUGAAAAUGCUUUAAAAAUAAAAGAUGGAGGUUGUUCUGUGAA
Messenger RNA from Fundulus heteroclitus (mummichog), 3293 nucleotides. RefSeq names its product inactive dipeptidyl peptidase 10. The record is from RefSeq and is a predicted model, not a curated record. NCBI's taxonomy places the organism in Eukaryota, Metazoa, Chordata, Actinopteri, Cyprinodontiformes, Fundulidae. Gene Ontology annotation, molecular function: serine-type peptidase activity; dipeptidyl-peptidase activity. The transcript is spliced from 26 exons. Gene Ontology annotation, biological process: proteolysis. The coding region runs from base 47 to 2431 and encodes 794 amino acids.